GGCCUGGACUCGCGGAAUGGGGGUUCAGCUCCUCCGCCAGCCCGAGGCUGCGGCCUGUGCUCUGGCCGGGUUCCUACCUCGCUGACGGAGCCCGAGUACAGGCCCGAGGCUGCGGCCUCCAUCCCUGAGAGGUGGAUGGAUUAUUCGUGAUGGAGUGGCAGCCCGACGAGCAGGGUCUUCAGCAAGUUCUUCAGUUGCUCAAAGACUCUCAGUCACCAGAUACUGCAACACAGCGUGCAGUGCAACAAAAAUUGGAGCAGCUGAAUCAGUAUCCAGACUUCAACAACUACCUGAUCUUUGUCCUGACCAGACUGAAAUCUGAAGAUGAACCUACACGGUCCCUCAGUGGCCUCAUUCUCAAGAACAAUGUCAAGGCUCACUACCAGAGUUUCCCACAGGGGGUUGCUGACUUUAUCAAGCAGGAGUGUUUGAAUAAUAUUGGAGAUGCCUCUCCACUCAUCAGAGCAACCAUAGGUAUUUUGAUUACUACCAUUGCUUCAAAGGGAGAGCUCCAAGCUUGGCCAGAGCUCCUGCCUCAACUCUGUAACCUACUCAAUUCUGAGGACUAUAACACAUGUGAGGGAGCCUUUGGAGCUUUGCAGAAGAUUUGUGAGGAUUCAUCAGAGAUGCUGGAUAGUGAUGCCCUGAACAGACCCCUGAACAUCAUGAUUCCCAAGUUCCUGCAAUUUUUCAAACAUUGUAGUCCUAAAAUCAGGUCCCAUGCAAUCGCUUGUGUAAAUCAAUUCAUCAUCGGAAGGGCUCAGGCACUGAUGGACAAUGUCGAUACCUUCAUUGAGCAUCUCUUUGCACUGGCGACAGAUGACGAUUCUGAGGUGAGGAAGAAUGUGUGUCGGGCACUGGUGAUGCUGCUGGAGGUUCGGAUAGAUCGUCUUAUCCCACACAUGCACAGUAUAAUCCAGUAUAUGCUGCAGAGGACGCAAGACGCUGAUGAAAACGUGGCAUUGGAAGCAUGCGAGUUCUGGCUAACAUUGGCUGAACAACCAAUCUGUAAGGAGGCGUUGUCAGGACACCUAAUACAAUUGAUUCCUAUCUUAGUGAAUGGAAUGAAAUAUUCUGAGAUUGACAUCAUACUUCUAAAGGGUGAUGUAGAAGAGGAUGAAGCAGUUCCAGAUAGUGAGCAGGACAUCAAACCCCGUUUUCAUAAGUCCCGCACAGUUACACUCCAGCACGAGGAGGAUGCUACUGAGGAAGAUGAGGAUUUUGAUGACGAUGAUGAUGACACGCUCUCUGACUGGAACCUGAGAAAGUGUUCGGCUGCUGCACUGGAUGUCUUGGCUAAUGUUUUCCGGGAUGAUCUUCUGCCUCACCUCCUGCCACUACUGAAAGGGUUGCUGUUCCAUCCAGAUUGGGUUAUUAAAGAAUCUGGGAUCCUGGUUCUGGGAGCAAUUGCAGAAGGUUGUAUGCAGGGGAUGGUUCCUUAUCUCCCCGAGUUGAUCCCACACCUUAUACAGUGUCUGCCAGAUAAGAAGGCACUGGUGCGCUCAAUUGCCUGCUGGACACUCAGUCGCUAUGCACAUUGGGUGGUCAGCCAGCCACCAGACCAGUAUCUCAAACCGCUGAUGACUGAACUUCUGAAGAGAAUCCUGGACGGAAACAAGAAAGUACAAGAGGCUGCAUGCAGUGCGUUUGCUACAUUAGAGGAGGAAGCCUGCACUGAACUGGUCCCAUAUCUCAGCUACAUCCUCGACACGCUGGUCUUUGCAUUUGGGAAAUACCAGCACAAGAACCUGCUGAUUCUGUACGAUGCCAUUGGUACAUUGGCUGACUCUGUGGGACAUCACCUCAAUCAGCCAGAAUACAUCCAGAAACUAAUGCCUCCCCUCAUUCAGAAAUGGAAUGAGUUGAAGGAUGAAGAUAAGGAUCUCUUUCCUCUGCUGGAGUGCCUGUCAUCGGUGGCCACUGCACUGCAGAGUGGCUUCCUCCCAUACUGUGAGCCUGUCUAUCAGCGCUGUGUAACACUUGUGCAGAAGACACUUGCCCAGGCCAUGAUGUACAACACGCAACCAGACCAGUACGAGGCUCCAGACAAGGACUUCAUGAUUGUAGCUCUGGACUUGCUGAGUGGCUUGGCAGAGGGUUUGGGCGGUCAUGUGGAGCAGCUAGUGGCUCGAAGCAAUAUCAUGACCCUUCUGUUCCAGUGUAUGCAGGAUACAAUGCCUGAGGUCCGGCAGAGCUCGUUUGCACUUCUGGGGGAUCUCACCAAAGCUUGUUUCCAGCAUGUCAAGCAGUGUAUAGCUGAGUUCAUGCCAAUCUUGGGCACCAACCUGAACCCGGAAUUUAUUUCAGUGUGCAAUAAUGCCACCUGGGCGAUUGGGGAGAUUUGCAUGCAGAUGGGUGCUGAGAUGCAGCCAUAUGUAUCACUGGUUCUGAAUAACUUGGUGGAAAUAAUUAACAGACCAAACACUCCCAAGACUUUGCUUGAGAACACUGCUAUUACCAUUGGCCGUUUGGGUUAUGUGUGUCCCCAGGAAGUUGCACCUAUGUUACAGCAAUUCAUCAGACCAUGGUGCACAUCUCUGAGAAAUAUCCGUGAUAACGAAGAGAAGGAUUCUGCCUUCCGUGGGAUCUGUAUGAUGAUUGGAGUGAAUCCAGGUGGCGUGGUGCAGGAUUUCAUUUUCUUCUGCGAUGCUGUUGCUUCGUGGGUGAACCCAAAGGAUGACCUACGUGAUAUGUUUUACAAGAUCCUACAUGGCUUCAAGGAGCAGGUUGGUGAGGAGAACUGGCAGCAGUUUUCAGAGCAAUUCCCACCACUUCUGAAGGACAGGCUGUCCGCAUUCUAUGGCGUAUAGCUGAGAUUAAGGGAUACCAUGUCAGGUUUCUGUUGCUGGGAGGGCUACUGGGAAAUCAUCCACAUCUUGGAGUUGCACUGCCCUGUCAUUGGGGGGUUAGGGUGGAGCUGGUGGGACAAAAACAAGCUCCCUUUCUCUGAAAAUAUAGGGGGGAAUAGAGCCUCUAAACCAGAGCAAACUGGAUUAAUUAGCGGAGGGAUCUUGCACACCUUCUGUCUGAAGAGAAUCUUCCACUACACAUGGACAUUCCAAAGUUCUCGAGGGUCAGAUCUCUCAGUUGGACAACUUGGGAGGGGGUAAAGUGUGGGAAUUUUAGGAAAAAAAAUUAAAUAUAGGCAAGCUUAGUGAAGAAUUCCACAAGAUUAACAAUCAGCUAGAUUCAAGCGGUCUUGUCCACAUCUAAAUUUGGGACGUUGCAAGUCUGAUGCUUGUGCUGUGGUUUGAGUAGAUGUUUUUAAAAUUAAAAGGAAAACAAAUUUUUUUAACACAUUAAAACUAGAAAGCGUACCAAGCUUUGUAUUGUCACAUAGAUACCCUAGCAGUCAUCCAAGAGAGUCACUGUGUAAAACCAGACUGCAUGGAGGUGAGCUGUAAUAGUCUAGUGAGCUCUGAAUAGAACAUAAUAAGUCGUAAUGUGUGUAGAUCAAGGCUUCACUACCAUUUCCAAUGGGUCACAAUGUGGAGAGACACUCAGCCCUCUGCUCCCCUCGAGGCCGGAAGUGGACAGGAGAGGCCGGUCUGAAAGCCUGUAACCCUGAUACUGUAAUGAAGCAAGUCUGUACUGUCAUUCUGUGGCAAUGCCCUGGUGAACUAUGAACUGUUGGGUUUGUUUUGUGAUAAUGUGCUGCUGCAUCUUCUCGUCUCCAUAUCCUUAAUGCAAAUGUGUAAACUAAAUGGCAAGUGUUAAAAAAGAAAAGCAAACUUUUUAUAAAAAAAAAUUAGUUGCUUUUGUGACUUUUAUUUUAAGAUGUUGUUUAGCUUCAUGCAACAGAACAACUUGACCAGCAUAUGUCAUCGGACACUGGACUGUUGACCUUUUCCUGAAUAUGCUGAGUCUGUUGUUCUAGUAUUGGGGCAGGCAGGAGAAGCACUGCUGUUGAGUAGCUGGAAACUAUGGUGAAUUGGAUGCUCUCGAUUGAAGGCUGGUGAAGGGGUAUUUCUUAUGAUUUGCUGGCGUUUCAUGUUCCCAGAUUGAGUUCUUCCUCUUGGACCUUAUGACGAUUUGUUUCCAUUCUUGGCAUAAAUUUAUGUCAGACGCACUUGGAUGUGCCUGCGUGCCACUUUAUUUUCUCUCGAAACGAAGUAGCUUCCUGUGGCAACUUUCCCUAAUGCAGAGUUUGCCCUCUGAAGGUAGGCUGAUGGCUUAACCUGAGAACCAGCUAGAGGGGAUAAUGAAUGUGGAAAGUAUAUUGCUCCGACUCUCUACUGAUUUCUGAACUGGGAAUCAUGCCGCUUUCCCUUUUUCUGCGUGCAAACCCCCCCCCCCCCCCCGCGCGCGCCAUGUGAGGCCUGCAGUCUCUUAUCUCUGUCCGAGUGUGUUAAGCCUGGCCUUCACAAUGGAAGAGUCUUCACCCCAACUCUGUCCUUGACCGGGGGGGAACCCUCACUGUAUGCAGUGGCCCUCUGUCACAGUUUGUUGCAGGAGCCUGGAUUUGGGUGGAGAAAAUGUAGUUCCUUUACAGGUUGAAAUGUUCUGCCUGUCAUUCCUCUGGCAUCUCAGAUGAUAGUGUUAGUCAUUGCUGUUCCAGUGGGGUGGUGGGGGCUCCACUUGCUGAUGUUCUUGUGAUGUGCCUGUCAAGUGUAAGGGGCAAGAAGCUGUGUGCACCAUACCAGUGGUGACAGUGACGUGCAGGUAUUGCGUGAGGUUACAGAUAGUGUUGAUGCUUCAGUGUGAAAAGGGCCUGAUAGGAUGAGGAACAAGCCCUAUACUAUGCUAUUGGCACAUGGUCAUGGUCAAGGACCAGAAACAUGAGGAGACUGUUGGCAGCCACUCAUGUUUACCAGCCGCCCUGUAUCCGCACUGCAGCAUGCUGACAAAGUUCUUUGUUGCUUGCCCAUAGUCCUUAAGUUUUUCUUUUUUUAUUGUUCUAAUCUUGAAGGGUCUCUACUCAUUGCAUUUGGUUGAUGUCAGGGUUUUAACUUCCUACAAACAGGGAUUCUUACUGCUCAGGUGUGUAAUUGUUUGAACCUGGCUGUUGAAACAGACCCAAGGAUAUCCCCUGAAGGAACAGUGCACUGUUAUCACGAGGCAGGAGUAACAGGCAACACCAGGGGGUUGAUGGAGAUUUUUCAGGCAGGGUUGGCUAUGGAAUUCCCUGUGGGGAACAUUAUUAAGCUGAUUCCCCUGAUCUCACUAAUGUGACCUAAAACCUUUGAGUGUGGAAAUAUCUUUGGUUCCAAUCAAUGCUGAUGAAUUCUGUAAUAAUAGCAUGGUGUUGGAGCAAUUCAACAGAUCUUGGAAGUCUCUGUGGAGAGAAGGAGAAAGGAAAAAGCUAAUGUUUCAAGUCCAAAUAACUUGUGACUCUUGAGCUCGAGUUUCUCCAAUGCUACAUGUUUUUAUUUCAGACUUCUAGAAUCGGCAGUGUUUUUGCUUUUAUUCUGAUUUAUUUCUGUGCUUGAUCUUCCUGCCAAUCGAUUGUGUGUCUGUUAAUUUAUUAAUGUUUGUUUAAUUAAUAGCUGCGGCCUCAGCAACAGCACUGAAGUGAGAAUGAGCAUGAGAGAUGGGUAAAUCUGUUGAUAUUGUUCCUUUGCCUGUCCUCUGGACCCAAGUGAUUGGAUUUAUCUAGCUGUAAUUUGGGGCUCUCUAGCUGUUUGUGGGCUGUGAAUGUUGCAUGCGCAAUACAGUGUAUCUUCCUAAAUAUCAUUCAUAAAAAUAAACAGCAUUGUAUCUUUGUCAUGCUGGUGUAAUCAAGAUGUAACCUGUUUAUGAUCUGAAAGGGGGGGGGGGGGGCGGUGAGAUGGGGUGGGAAGCAAAAAAAAAUUACAAGAGACCAAUCAGGCUGCUUUGUUUUAAUGGAAUCACAGGUUUCUAUGCAGUUGGUCAUUUCUAUUGAAAAGGGGGAGAAUUGAAACUCUUUAUCAGAGUUUAUUGUCUGAAGGAUACUUUCAGAUUUUUCUGUUGAUGGUGCUGCUGCAGAUGUUUGUAGUAGGGGUAAAGCUAUAUCUGACUGUCUGUAUCCUCUGUCCCAUGUUCUGUGGAAGCCAUUUGAGGAAUGACAGCUUUCUAUGGAGCUUGUAUGUUUACUUGUAACAAUUCCACUUUUUUUUCAAUAAAUCCUUUGCAGCAUA
This is a messenger RNA of Stegostoma tigrinum, 6098 nucleotides long. RefSeq names its product transportin-2. The transcript is spliced from 24 exons. Gene Ontology annotation, molecular function: small GTPase binding; nuclear import signal receptor activity. Lineage: Eukaryota; Metazoa; Chordata; Chondrichthyes; Orectolobiformes; Stegostomatidae. Gene Ontology annotation, biological process: protein import into nucleus. The coding region runs from base 150 to 2810 and encodes 886 amino acids. Gene Ontology annotation, cellular component: nucleus; cytoplasm. The record is from RefSeq and is a predicted model, not a curated record.